Messenger RNA from Papaver somniferum (opium poppy), 1710 nucleotides. RefSeq lists its product as uncharacterized. The transcript has 5 exons. The record is from RefSeq and is a predicted model, not a curated record. The coding region runs from base 1 to 1710 and encodes 569 amino acids. NCBI's taxonomy places the organism in Eukaryota, Viridiplantae, Streptophyta, Magnoliopsida, Ranunculales, Papaveraceae. Gene Ontology annotation, molecular function: nucleic acid binding.
AUGGCACAUUAUAUCUGGAGAUGGUGUUCUGCUGACCCAGAGAAGAUUGCUUGUAUGACCAAAUGGCCAGUACCUGCUACCUUGAAGGAUCUCAGGGGUUUCUUGGGUCUUACUGGGUAUUAUAGGAAGUUUGUCAAAGAUUAUGGCCUCAUCUGUAAGCCUCUGACUGAGCUACUGAAGAAGAAAAAAUUUCAAUGGAAUGACUCUGCACAAGCAGCUUUCCAGCAAUUGAAGGAAGUUGUUACCACCACCCCUGUAUUGGCAUUACUUGACUUUACAAAACCCUUUGAAUUAGCCACAUAUGCAUGUGACAUGAGUGCUGGAGCUGCAUUGAUGCAAAACAGGAGACCAAUAGCCUUCUUCAGCAAAGGUAUGGGGAUUAGAUUCUUAGAUCUAUCUACUUAUGAAAAAGAAAUGAUGGUCAUAGUCUUAGCCGUCUCAAAGUGGAGGACCUAUUUAUUGGGCGCUAAAUUUACUAUAUACACUGACCAUCAGAGUAUUAAGUAUUUCAUGGAUCAAAAGGUUCACUCAGUCUUGCAACAAAAAUGGCUAUCAAAACUACUGGACUACACUUAUGAACUCAAAUACAGAAAAGGGGCUGAAAACUUAGUAACAGAUGCCUUGUCAAGAGUGGAUACCACAGCUUACUGUCAGCAGUCAAGAGUUAGAGGGCUAUACUUAUUAGUCUGGAAUUUUGAGGGGCAUUCAGGAGGACAAGCUACAUACCAGAGAGCUAAGCUUUAUUUCUACUGGGUUGAAAUGAAACAACAGAUUCUAACUUGGGUUAGGGAAUGUGAUAUCUGCCAGCAACACAAGAACUUCAACACCCUACCAGCAGGGUUAUUGCAACCACUAACCAUCCCAAAUCAAGCAUGGGAACACAUUUGUAUGGACUUUGUCACAGGACUACCCAAAUCAGAAGGAAGAGAAGUUAUACUGGUAGUGGUAGACAUGUUUUCCAAGGACAGUGUUUUCAUCAGCAACUUUUGGAAAGUGCUUUUUGCUAAAGUGGGAACCUCUCUGCACUUGAGCACAUCUUAUCAUCCCCAGACAGAUGGGCAGACAGAGAGGCUAACUCCCUUUAAGGCUUUGUAUGGGUAUGCACCACCAAAUUUUGGCAUUCUUUCUUCUCAAGCAGGUAUCCAUGCCAUAGUUGAGGAUUAUUUACAACAGAGGCAAGAGAUGGGGCAUGUUCUCAAGGAAGCACUAGAGUCUGCACAACACAGGAUCAAACAACAAGCAGAUAAGAAGAGGUCUGAGAGAUCAUUUAAUGUUGGUGAUUGGGUGUACCUAAGGCUGCAACCUUAUAGACAAACAACUGCGCAGCUGAGGAGAAACUUAAAGCUAUCUGCCAAAUUUUUUGGUCCUUACCAGGUAAUUGCUAAGGUUGGUGCUUUUGCUUAUCAAUUGAAAUUACCAGCUGGCUCAAGAAUCCAUUCCACCUUCCAUGUAUCUCAACUGAAGCCAAAAUUUGGUGUUGGGGUGGUAGCUCAAACUGUCUUACCUGCAACUGACAGCAAUGGACAUCUCCAAAUGGUUCCAGACAAGGUCAUAGCUACAAGAGAAAUUAUUAAAAAUCAGCUGGUUAUAUCUCAAGUGUUGGUGAAAUGGAAGUGUCUGACCAAUUCUGAAGCUACAUGGGAGGACAAACAUUUAAUGAAGACACAUUUUCCAAAGCUGAUCCUUGAGGACAAGGAUCCUUUGGAGUAG